UGAAAUAGGCGCGUAAACACACAGCCAAGCUGUUUCGUGCGGAUUUCACUAAGUCCACGUUCAAGUUAAAUAGACAUCCAAAUCCAAACAAGUCAUCAGAAAAGCGGGAAGAUCGGACUGCGCCGGAGUGUCGGAGGUGCAUUCGUGACAAGGCGACUACGUGGCAAAAGGGUGCGGAAAUCAGGACGGAUGUCGCCAAGACGAACUCGAGCAGCAACGGCAGAACAAUCUGCUAUUUCCACUAGAUCUAAGACACAAAAAGUAAAAGUAAGCCAGGAUGUGGUCAAGUCAGCACAGAAAGUCAAACAGUCGCAGAGAAAGAGGAAAUCUAAUGUUGAGAGUAAUUUGGAAACAGCCGCUAAACAAAGUGCCAAAAAAGAAUCAUCUGAUCCGGAGGUAACGCUUAAAAAGUCCACAAAGAAGAAAACUACUCGUCGAAAGCUUUAUUUACACAAAGAAGCAGAUACAUCUAUAUCACAAGAAGGCCAGAAUAUGGAUCUCAGUGAAUCAAUCAGAAUAUUAAGAGACAAGCAUUGCAACAAUAUUGCAAUGGUGGAACUUGUCAAGACUAAUUUAUUUCAAUACAAUGCCUCAACAAAUCGGGAUUCGGAGAAAAUGCUUAAUGGAAAAUUACAAUGGAAUAUCUCUGCCACAAGUACAAAGAUAUCGCCUGUCAUAGUUACUCCUAAGAGUACACCUCCCAAGUUUAGUCUUACACCGCACAGAUCUAAAAAGACACCCAAAAAAUCACCAAUCUCCAUAGGUUCUCCAAAGACACACUCAAUAGCCGUACCGAAGCUAUUUAAGAGUCCACGAAAGUUAUCUCUUGCUGCCACAGGCGAGGAUUCUGAAGAGAGUUUAGAAAAAUCAGAUAGUGAUUCUCACAGUAAGAAAUCACGAAAGAGUAAAAAGGACAAGUUAGGCAAUAGUUCCAAGGCCGAUAAAAAUGCAUCAAUGUCGCCAACAGCAAAAAAUAAUCACAAGACGUCUAACUUAAAUUUAAUUGUACAUAAAUUCUCGAAAUCUCCGAAAAUAGUGUUGAAGUCUCCAAAAUCGAAAAAAUCAAAAUCACGUAAAUUAAAAUUAUUAUCUUCACCCCAGAUGCAAAAGAGCCCGAGAAUAACGCCUUCUACUAGUCCUAAUACUACACCAAAUCUUGAGAUUGACAAAUCGUCCAAAAUUAGCUCAAAAAAAUCUCCUUUAUCCAAGGGAAAGAAUUUAUCAUCAAUCAAAUCACAUUGUUUAAGUCCAAAAUUAACAAAGAUAUUGACGGCUUCACAAAUGAAAGAUAUGCUGGCUAAACCAGUAGUGGUAUUGGAUAAGUUAUCGCCCGAAAACAUGAAACAAAAACAUGUAGUCACUAGUAAAACUCGAGAUACUUUGAUCAAAGUAAGAUCUUCAAAUGGGACAAGGAACAAUUUGAAAGUAAUAAUAAUACCAGUUGAGGACGUUUCUAUUAAGCGAAAUUCUAAUUCUGAAUUAAAAAGUAAUAGUAUGGAGAAACCACGAAUUAGUAAUGCUAAUAAAAUAUCAAGACUUAAAUAUAAUACAUUAAUACAAGGAAAGAUGCCCUUAGUGUCGUCUACUCCACGAGAGGAAAAAAUGAUAUCAAGAAACACUAGUUUGUUGUCUGAUACUUCUAUUGAUUCUGUAAAUAAUACUUCUCUUAAUACCAGAUUAAGACGUCAAGGACAGACAAAAUAUCAAUCCAACAUGCAGCUAGCUAGUACAAUGGAUAAAAACACAGACAUUGAAGAUGUAUUUUCACCUUCUCUUUUUAAUAAAGAAAUUAGUGAUACUAGUCAAUCUCCCCUUGUAAAUGUCACGAAACUAAACACUACUUACGACAAGGAUGAUUUGGUGGAAAAGAAGCAAGAGAACAAUACCUAUGAAUUGGAACAACCACAGACACUAAGCUUACGACAAAUGAUCAGAAAGCGCAAUUCAACAGACGCGAAUUUAAGCGUCUUGAGAGGUAACGUUAAAAAAGCUAAAGUGCGUUUUGCGGAUAUAUCAUCUGACGCACAUAGUGCACAAAACUCAAUUAACAAGCUGAACGAAUCACGAUCGAGUAUAUUACAUAAUGUUAAUGCACAGCAUAGAAACAAUGUUAUGAAUUCAACACAAAAAUCGAAAAAAGCUGAAACUGCAAAGUUUACUCGGAAUACGCUGAUUUCUCCUUUCAAGAACUCAAAUCCAAGAACACACGGAGGCACACCGGUAGUUCAGUUGAAUACAAUUCAAGUAACACCAAAAACCUUUGCAUCAAUUGAAAAGAAAUCAGAGAAAAAAUCAUCGUUGAAAAAAGUACCAAAUUUCGGAAGAAUACAUGAACAAAUGUUUGCUAAAUCAGAAUCGCUUGUAGAUGCAAAGAAACGUUUGGAAGCUAGACAUUUAGCGUUCACUACGAACAAAUCAUUUUCAAAAGAUACGAAAUCGGAACAGAAGAAACUAUUACCAAGUGACACUAAGGAUGGUAUUCAUAACAGAUUUGGGUUUAAAUUGAAAAAGUCAGAAGCUACGCAUCUUAUGUUGAAAAAGCAAACUGUUUUUUCAAGGCAAAAACAGCAACAUGAAGCGCGGAUGAUACUGAAGGGUGUACGAACAAAUCGACGGUUUGAACUGCAAAUGAAGUCUCGAAAUAUAAAUUUGUGUGAAGAUACGUAG
Molecule: messenger RNA, 2667 nt
Organism: Mycetomoellerius zeteki
Lineage: Eukaryota; Metazoa; Arthropoda; Insecta; Hymenoptera; Formicidae
Exons: 5
Coding region: 190-2667 (825 amino acids)
Source: RefSeq, a predicted model, not a curated record